Messenger RNA from Soboliphyme baturini, 1077 nucleotides. The record is from the annotation of a GenBank genome assembly. Lineage: Eukaryota; Metazoa; Nematoda; Enoplea; Dioctophymatida; Soboliphymatidae.
AUGGAUACAGAAAUCGACUGGAAUGCAUACAUGCAAGAAGCGGAGGGAUUUUUAAAUGGCAGUCGCGAUUAUUCGGUUCUGAAAGAGCUGCAUUUGGUUUCGUACAAAGCCAAAACGUACCCUGCAGGCCACGAAUAUGUUUUUUCAGCCUUUUACUUCGUGACGGAUCGUGGCCGAAACCUACGUUUUGGUCAGUACAUCUUCGCUGCCCUCUAUUUGCUAACUUUGGCUAUCGUAUUCCGGAUCUAUGACAAAUGUCGAGCCGUUCCUCCGUAUGUUCUGAUUUUCAUGUGCUGCACAUCAUACCGCAUACAUUCGAUUUACGUUCUGCGUAUGUUCAAUGAUCCAGUCGCUAUGGCCCUACUUUACGCAUCUGUUUUACUGUUCCUUAAGCAGCGAUGGACGUACGGCUGCAUUCUUUACAGCCUUGCCGUUUCAGUGAAGAUGAACGUUUUGCUGUUUGCUCCGGCUCUUUUUGUUCUUUUGCUCGUUUCCGUCGGAUAUUGCCGCACAUUCAUUAACAUCUGCUGCUGUGCAUUUGUGCAGCUUUUACUCGGGCUACCGUUCCUGCUUACAAAUCCAGUAAGCUAUGUAACGCGGGCAUUCAACUUUGGGCGCGUUUUCAUGCAUAAGUGGACCGUGAAUUGGCGGUUUUUACCAGAGGAGGCUUUCGUUAACAGCUGGUUUCACAUGAUACUUCUUGCAAUGCAUGGCUCGUUUUUGCUGUGGUUUGCAGCAACCAAAUGGUUGAGGUAUGUAAGGGUUUGUUUGUGCCCUAUCUUUCGUUGUAAUCUUUCCUUACAUUUCGCUGUUAUUCACUACUUCUUUACUUUUCAAGAAAUACUCUUCGCAAUGUUUACGUCGAAUUUCAUCGGAAUCGCGUUCAGCAGAACGUUGCAUUACCAGUUUUAUGUUUGGUAUUACCACACGUUACCGUUUCUUUUCUGGAAGACGUCAUACUCUUCAGUUGUCAGGUAUAAAGAGUUUGAAGCAACCUUAGUUGUAAUAUGCUACAAGAUCGUACCAGUUCAUCAAGAAGUGAAGCACCCUUUCUCGCCUAGACUUCCCAUAGUUUAA